Molecule: messenger RNA, 457 nt
Organism: Spathaspora passalidarum NRRL Y-27907
Lineage: Eukaryota; Fungi; Ascomycota; Pichiomycetes; Serinales; Debaryomycetaceae
Exons: 1
Coding region: 18-353 (111 amino acids)
Source: RefSeq, a predicted model, not a curated record
AUCAUAAACAAUAAACAAUGACAACGGAAGAGAAUAAACCAGAACAACAACAGCAGCAACAGCCAGAGGAUCCUCAAAUCACAAAAGAAAAGCUCGAGGAACUCCGCUUAAAGAUCAAAGAAGGGAUCAAUUCCGCUGGGGAACAUCCCUUAAUCACCCUGUAUGUCGAUAGCACAUUUCUGUAUCUUCAGAACAUACAUGACAAAAUGACUGCUGCUCCAGACAAGAAAGCUGCUGCUCAAGAAAUCGCCGAUGAAAUUACAUCCAAGGUCGAAAAUUGGAUGAAAUCAAGACAACAGGCUUCUACUGCCGACAGCAAACCCAUCGAAGAGAAGCCUUCAGAAGAAAAGUAAGAUGUAUACAAUCCUUAUAUCCAUUAUAGGUGUAAUUCUCCAUAACGGACUCAAACCAUGUAUAGUAUUAAUAUAGCAAGUAAUUGAAAACAAAUAGCUAAGAG